GAAAAGGGACCACCUGUUUGAAGAAAACAAAGUGGAACCAGAAUAACCAAUAUCAUAAAGGUUUUGUGUAUGUAAACACUGCACAUUUUUCCUCUGUGAAUGGCUUUUUUGAUUAAAAAAUGUAAUUCCCUGCAGAAAAAUCAAGCAUUGCUGGUCACCAGCAUAAGGCAUGUUUUGCAUACUGAUGCUGUAGGUCCCUGUGGGAGGUAGGAGUGAUGGUAGACCAGCAACACCAGCUCAGAUUUGCUUGAGAGCAGCAUGGCUAUGCUGGUCCACCAGCACUUUACCAGCUUUAACCAGCAUAUACCAGCCUGUACCAACAUGCUGGGUUAUGCUUGAUUUUUUUUUUUUUUUAAUCGUGGUUUAUAAAAAUGCAGCCUUCCGUUUAAGAAGCCACAUGUGAACUUUUAUUUUGGUUUGGUGUUGUGAUGUCAUAAGGCUGCGCCGCUCUCAUCUGGCUCAACAAAGGAAAAACUCCUGGUGAAACAACUAAGAUCACGUGACAUAUCAAGAUGGAGUAUAUUAAAGAGGAAACUGAAGACAUGAGAAUCUCAGAACCAUUCAGAGUGAAACAUGAAGAAACUGAGGAAGAAACAGACUUGAUGCCGCUUAAAGAGGAGAGUCCAGAAAUGAAUGAAAUGGAGGAGAAAGAUCAGUAUGAGAAACAUGAUUUCAUAAAUGAAGAUAAACUUUGCUCACAGACUGAGAAGUCUUCCUCACAAAAAAGAGGUGAGGAGGCAAGAAGAUCUAAAAGAUCUUUUACUUGCCAUCAGUGUGGAAAUUUUUUCACUACAGCAGGAAACCUUAAAAUCCACAUGAGAGUUCAUACUGGAGAGAAGCCUUUCACAUGUGAUCAGUGUGGAAAGAGUUACACACGAAGCAAUACCUUGAAGGAUCACAUGAUGGUUCACACUGGAGAAAGACCUUUCGAAUGUGAUCAGUGUGGAAAAAGUUACACGCGAAGCAAGACCUUAAUGGUUCACAUGAGGAUUCACACUGGAGAAAGGCCUUACACAUGUAAUCAGUGUGGAAAGUGUUUCAUACGUAAAGACAACCUUAAAUUACACAUGAAAAUUCACACAAGAGAGAACCAUUUUAUAUGCCAUCAGUGUGGAAAGAGUUUCAAAGACAUAGAACACCUUAACAAGCAUGUGAUAAUUCACUCCGAAGAGAAGCCUUUCAAAUGUCACCAAUGUGGAAAAAAGUUCAAAAUAAGUAAAAACAUUAAGGCACACAUGAGAAGUCACAGUGAGGAGAAGCCUUUCAAGUGCCAUCAAUGUGGAAAGGGAUUCAUAAUAAAUAAGGACCUCAUAAGACACAUGAGAAGUCACACUGAGGAGAGACCUUUCAAGUGCCAUCAAUGUGGAAAGGGUUUAAAACAUGAAGAAUCCCUUGCUUACCACAUGAAGAUUCACACUGGAGAGAAGCCUUUCAGCUGCCCUCAUUGUGAAAAGACUUUCAUACAUAAAGGUCAGCUUACUGUUCACAUGAGAGUUCACACAAAAGGGAACAAUUGGAAAUGUAAAUUUUGUGGAGAGCGUUUUACAGACAAGAAAGUCCUUCAAAUACAUAGAAGUACUCACAGCCACAAAGAGAAGCCUUACCCCUGUCCUCAGUGUGGAAAGCGUUACACAUUUAAAGGACGCCUUAAGAAUCACAUCAGAUCUCACAAAAGGAAGAAGACAUUCACCUUAUUUCACCAUGUGGAAAGUGGUUCAUACAUAAAGGACACCUUAAUUGUCACUUGAGACUUUAUAAAAGAGAGAAUGAUUUAAAAUGUCAACUGUGCAAAGAGUUUUACAGACAAAAAAAAAAAAACACUUAAAAGGCAUGUAAAUAUUAACAGAGGAAAGAAGCUUUUUUUAUUUUUCAGAAUAUCACACAUUUUGUGUUCAACAGAAGAAAGAAAGAAACCCAUACUGAUUUGGAACAACAUGAGGGUGAGUAAAAGAUGAGAGAAUUUUUAAAGGGUUAUUUCACCCAAAAAUGAAAAUUACUCACUCUCAUGUCAUUCCAAAUCCAAACCCAUAAGUCUUUCAUUAAUAUUUAAAACACAAAGAUAUUUUGAAUGAAAUCUGAGACCGUCAGAGUUUUGGGUGAAAAGACUUUUAAUGAAGGGACAGAAAUCUCUCAAUUAAAUUUCAUUAAAAAAAUCUUAAUUUCUGGAAGAAAAAACACUGUAUGUAUUCACUAAUAAUUUUCUUUUACAUAUCUGUUUGUAUUUUAUUUGUAUGCAUUAUUUAUGUGUGUACCAGGUUGAUGUUAAACAUUUGAAAAAUGAUGUUGGUCACGCUCGGGUAAAUAAAUUUAACUACUUAUUAAACAAAAUAAAUUAAAUGGAAGGUCACCCUGUUAGGGACAAAUGAACACCAUUUUAAAAUAAUUAUGAUUCUAAUUUAUGGGCAUUGUGUACAUUAGACAACUCAACCCUUUGUCCCUUUCAAAGCAAACUAGUUAAUAGAUUAUCAGAAUAAUAUAUAUAUAUAUAUAUAUAUAUGUCCUGAGACACCUUCAUCUGAUGGAUUUUUGAAGGCAGCAUGUAUCCUUCACUGCCUUUAAUAUCCCACAAUCCUGCGUGUUCCAUUCCCUGACUGUUGAGCUGAAAAAAAUAAAGAUGGCAUCUGAAAUUUGA
This is a messenger RNA of Ctenopharyngodon idella (grass carp), 2632 nucleotides long. Its product is annotated as gastrula zinc finger protein XlCGF52.1-like. NCBI's taxonomy places the organism in Eukaryota, Metazoa, Chordata, Actinopteri, Cypriniformes, Xenocyprididae. The record is from RefSeq and is a predicted model, not a curated record. The coding region runs from base 513 to 1748 and encodes 411 amino acids. The transcript has 3 exons.